Molecule: messenger RNA, 1050 nt
Organism: Protopterus annectens (West African lungfish)
Lineage: Eukaryota; Metazoa; Chordata; Ceratodontiformes; Protopteridae
Product: zinc-binding protein A33-like
Exons: 6
Coding region: 58-1035 (325 amino acids)
Molecular function (GO): zinc ion binding
Source: RefSeq, a predicted model, not a curated record
GUAGAACAUGCUUUUGUUAGUCAAACUGAAACCAAAAGUAAGAAAUCCUUCCUUAAAAUGACUACUAACCUAGUCACAGAGGCUUGCAACAAUGCAGAGGAUUAUACCUGUUAUUUGUGUAAGGAACUGUUUAAGAAGCCGGUUAUUCUCGACUGUGGACAUAAUUACUGUAAGUCCUGUAUUGAUAAUGCUUGGGAUAACAGUGUUAAAGAUCCUGCUUGUCCUGAGUGUAGGGAAGAAUUCAAAAGCAAGAAGUACACAGUGAACUGGUUACUGGCUAAACAGGUUGCAGCCUUGAAUCUCAGCUCAGGUAGUACAGACAAGGGUACAGGCCCACUACAUAAAGCAAUAACAGCCAAAUGCUUGCAGCAUGAGGAGAACCUGAAGCUGUUUUGCAGGGAAGAUGAGACACUCAUCUGUAUCAUUUGUCGAGAUUCAACUAAGCAUUCUGGUCACAGCUUCUUACCCUUGGAUGAAGCUGUCAUCAAGUAUCAGGACAAAAUGACCACCGUACAAGUUCCUUUGGAAACUGCACUGCAAAAACUUGCUGAGCUACAGGCCCAACAAAAGAAGAAGAUCACAGAUGUCAAAGACCAUGCCAGGAGGUUGGAGCAGCACAUCAAAUCACAGUUUGCUGAAUUGCAUCAGUUCCUGGAAGAAAGAAAGCAAUGUCUGACCAAACAGCUUAAGAAUGAGAAAGAAGAGAUAUUGAGAAUGAUGAAAUAUAAUCUAAAGAACAUUAAAGAAGAGACUACCAUUUUUGAAAAGUCACUUUUGGACAUUCGGUCACAAAUGGCUCAGCAGGAUGCAGUAACAUUCCUUACAGAACUGAAAAAUCUCUCAGAAAGUUGCAGCAAAGCUGAACAACUUGCAAGCAAAUCCAAAAAUGAUGUGAUUUCUGGAGAAUUUAGCCUUUCGAGAUUCAAAGGACCAUUGCAGUACAGAGUCUGGAAAGAAAUGAAAUCCAUUAUUGACCCUGGCCCAAGAUUGAUUUGCCAGUUCAGAGGUGACUGUCAUCAUGCAGCUGAUGAAUAAACUGAUUAUUAUCAC